GAAGCAGGCACCGGAGGAGGCUCUCUCUGGCUCAGCAGCCCCGUCCAGAGUGCGCAUCCCCCGAAUAACAGCGCUGGCGUCCGGGCUGGAUCCCCACUCCAGGGAGAGAGCAGCCGAGCACCAGGGACCUUCAUUCUGCAGCCAUGUCUGAAUCUAUACUAGCCUUUCUCAGCAUUUCGGGAUUAUUUCUAAUCGCUAAGGUGCUGACAACAGUUGGAGCAGAGCAAGGACCGCUCGUGUGCCACGCAGGGGAUUUCCUGUGCCAUGACCAGCUCGCCUGUGUGUCUGAGGGCUGGCUCUGUGACGGAGAGCCCGACUGUCCGGAUGGUUCCGACGAAACUCUGGACAGAUGCACGCAGGAGGUGUCCGUGAAGUGUGCGCUCAAUCACAUGCAGUGCCUCGGUACAAACACGUGCAUUCAUUUCAACAAGCUCUGCGACGGGGCCAAGGACUGCGAAGACGGCUUCGACGAGGGCGUCCACUGCAGAGAGCUGUUGCCAAGCUGCCACGAGCUGCGCUGUCGCUACGGCUGCGUCAUGGCCAGGAACGGAACCUUCUGCUUCUGUGGAGACGGCUUCCAGGUGGAGGCCGACGGCCGCAGCUGUAAAGAUUAUGAUGAAUGUAGCGUGUACGGCAUGUGCAGUCAGACCUGCAUGAACACGUAUGGAUCAUACCGAUGUAGCUGCACGGAAGGUUACAUCCUGCAGGCGGACAGGAGCUCCUGCAAAGCCAAAAGCGAGCCUGGAGACCGACCUCCCGUGCUGCUCAUUGGAAGCACCCGGCACAUUGCCGUCACCUACCUUAAUGGAUCCUCGGUACCCAGCCUGAAGUCGCUGAGCACUAAUGGCACGCACGCCAUGGACAUUGACUACAACCAGGAAUCGGUUUGCUGGGUCACGUCGACUGAGCCUGGCAGACAGUUACGGUGCAGCAGGAUGCGGAAGCUGAAGAGCUUCUCCGAGGAGCGGACAGUGCGAUUUGGCCAGAAUCUGCAGAAUGUGGAGCAAAUGGCCAUUGACUGGCUUACUGGGAACCUGUACUUCCUGGACCGGGUCAGUGACAGGAUAUUCGUGUGCGAUCAAGGCCAAGAUACCUGUGUGACCAUCAUCGAUCUCGACCUUCAGAACCCAAAGGGAAUCGCACUGGAUCCACUGAUGGGAAAGCUCUUCUUCACUGACUACGGCUCUCAGGGCAAAGUGGAGCGCAGCAACAUGGACGGCACUAAUAGGACCCGGAUUGUGGAGCAAAAAGUAGAGCUACCCAGCGCCGUGGCCCUAGAUCUGGUGAAAAAGCUGGUGUACUGGGCAGACGCCUACCUGGAUUACAUCGAAGUGGUGGACUACUAUGGCAGGAACCGGCAGAGCGUCAUACGGGGCAGCUCGGUGUCAUACGUGCAUGGAUUAACGGUUUUCGAAGAUUAUCUGUUCGCCACAAGCUCUGACCCGGGCGAGGGAGACAAAGUAGACAUCCUCCAGAUUAAUCGGUUUAACGGGUCAGACAAGAGGAUAUUAACUAGCAUGGAGAAUUCAAGAUGGAUACGAGUUUACCACAAACUGGCCCAGCCGACAGUGUUGAACCAUGCCUGUGAGGCCGACGCCCACGGGAGGGCGGGGGGCUGCGGCCACAUCUGCCUGCUUGGCAGCAGCUACAAAUUGAGGUCCUGUCGGUGCCGGGCCGGCUUCGUCCUGGCGAGCGACGGAGCGUCCUGCAGCCGACCGAAGAACGAGCUGUUUCUGUUCUACGGGAAAGGCCGGCCAGGAAUUAUCCGCGGCCUGGACAUCAGUGCCGGCGAGUCCGGUGGCGAGCGCAUGGUGCCCAUCGAGGAUCUCGUCAGCCCCAGGGCCCUGGACUUCCACGCCGAGACGAGCUACAUUUAUUUCGCUGACACAACUAGCUUUUUAAUCGGCCGACAGAAAAUCGAUGGGACCGGGCGGGAGAGCAUCCUCAAAGACGACCUGGAUAACGUCGAAGGGAUCUCCGUGGAUUGGAUAGCAAACAACUUAUACUGGACAAAUGAUGGAUAUAGAAAAACUAUCUGCGUUGCCAGAUUGGAGAAUGCUUCUGAGACCAGGAAAACCCUUCUGUCUGGAGAUAUGUCCCAUCCCCGAGCCAUUGUAGUGGACCCCCUCAACGGCUGGAUGUACUGGACAGACUGGGAGGAGGAUGAGGUGAAUGACAGUAUCGGCAGGAUCGAGCGGGCCUGGAUGGACGGGUCGUCCCGGCAGGUCUUUGUCGCAUCCAACAUGCUGUGGCCCAACGGCCUCUCCCUGGACCAUGGAACUGCCACCAUGUACUGGUGCGACGCCUACUUUGACCACAUCGAGAGGAUCUUUCUCAACGGGACGGGUCGAAAGGUUGUGUACAGCGGAAAAGAAUUAAAGCACCCAUUUGGGAUUUCCCAUUACCGGACACACGUCUUCUGGACCGAUUACAUGAACGGCUCCAUUUUCCGGCUGGAUCUUUCAUCGGGGAACAUUACACUGCUGAGGAGCGAGAGGCCCCCACUCUUCGCACUCCGGGUUUAUGACGCUCAGAGUCAGCAAGGGGCCGACAGCGAGUGUCGGAUAAACUACGGGGGUUGCAGCACCCUGUGUCUGCCUAUUCCAGGGGGGCGCGUCUGUGCAUGUGCCGACAACCAGCAUCUGGCGAAGAACAACUUCACCUGUUCAAGUGUGACGGGGGAGCCGGAGCGCUGCGGCAAUGGCGAGUUCCAGUGCCGCAACCACCGCUGCAUUCAGGCAUCAUGGAAAUGUGACGGGGACGAUGACUGCUUGGACGGCAGUGAUGAGGACGCCCAUGUGUGCUAUAACCGCAGUUGCCCCCCUGACCAGUUUAGGUGCUUCAACAACCGCUGCAUCCCCAAGAGGUGGCUGUGCGAUGGGACCAACGAUUGUGGGGGUGGAGAGGACGAGUCCAACUCCACAUGUGCCGCUCAGACAUGCCAAGCGGAUCAGUUCUCCUGUCACAAUGGCCGCUGUAUCCCGGAGUCCUGGCGCUGCGAUCGGGAUGACGAUUGCGGGGACCGCUCCGACGAGACGUCCUCAUGCACCUUCCCCACCUGCGAGCCCCUCGUCCAGUUUGCCUGCGCCAAUGGGAGGUGUGUCAGUGCCAAGUGGCAUUGUGAUUCGGAUGAUGACUGCGGUGAUGGCAGCGACGAGUUGGGCUGCUUGCACUCCUGCUCCAAUGCACAGUUCCAGUGCGCCAGUGGACGCUGCAUCCCGGACCACUGGGCCUGUGAUGGCGACAACGACUGCGGAGACUUCAGCGACGAGAAUUCCACCUGCGGGGGUGCUGCCCCACCUCCUCGCAGCGACUGCGGUGUAGAGGAGUUCCAGUGCGGUAGCGACUACACCUGCAUCCCUGAGCGCUGGCGUUGUGAUGGCGACAAGGACUGCGAGGACGGAAGCGAUGAGUUUGCCUGUGAGGACGUCAAGAAGGUGUGCGACCCCAAGGCCAAGUUCACCUGCAAAGCGUCAGGCAAAUGCAUCAGUAAGAACUGGGUAUGUGAUGGCGACCAGGACUGUGAGGAUCGAUCGGACGAGAAGGAUUGCGGGGUGUCCGUCUGCAAGCCCCCCAAGUACCCCUGUGUCAACGACACCAGCAUCUGUCUUCCACCGGAGCGUGUCUGCGAUGGGAGGAGCGACUGUGCAGACCAAUCAGACGAGGGGCCUUCCUGCGACGAGUGCGCCCUCACUAAUGGCGGCUGCAGCCACCUGUGCGUUGUGGUCCCUGGGAAGGGUCUGGCCUGCUCCUGUCCACUGGGCCUCCGCCUGGGCCCGGACAACCGCACCUGCGAGCUGGUGGAUUACUGUGGCCGGCACCUGCGCUGCAGCCAGGUGUGCGAGCAGUACAAGACCACCGUCAAGUGCUCCUGCUACCCAGGCUGGCGCCUGGGGCCCGACGGCGAGGACUGCCACAGCACAGAUCCCUUUGAGGCUUUCAUCAUCUUCUCCAUCCGUCACGAGAUCAGACGGAUAGACCUCCGCAAGCGAGAUUACAGCCUCCUCGUUCCUGGUUUAAGAAAUACCAUUGCCCUGGACUUCCACUUCAAUCAGAGUUUGCUCUACUGGACUGAUGUUGUGGAGGAUAAAAUUUACAGAGGAAAGCUUUCAGAGAACGGAGGCGUGACUGGCAUUGAAGUGGUGGUGCAGCACGGCCUGGCCACACCGGAAGGACUGGCCGUCGACUGGAUCGCUGGGAAUCUCUACUGGAUCGACAGCAACUUGGACCAGAUCGAGGUGGCCAAGCUGGAUGGGACCAUGCGGGCCACGCUGAUCGCUGGCGGCAUGGAGCACCCACGUGCUGUUGCCCUGGACCCUGCACACGGCAUCCUGUUCUGGACAGACUGGGAUUCCUCUUUCCCUCGCAUCGAAGCGGCCUCGAUGAGCGGGGAAGGACGCCAUGUUGUCUUCAGAGACAUGGAGAUAGGUGCGUGGCCUAAUGGACUGACACUGGAUCAUCUAGAGAAGAGAAUCGUGUGGACAGAUGCACGGUCUGAUGCCAUAUACUCCGCCCUCUACGAUGGCAGCGGAGUCAUUGAGAUCCUGAGGGGCCACGAGUACCUGUCACAUCCCUUCGCCGUCUCCUUGUUUGGGGGCAACGUGUAUUGGACUGAUUGGAGGACCAACACACUGGCUAAGGCCAACAAGUGGACAGGCAGCAACGUGACGGUGAUCCAGAAGACCAGCGCUCAGCCCUUCGACCUGCAGAUCUACCACCCGAGCCGUCAGCCGCGAGUGUCAAACCCAUGCAAGGCCAACGACGGGCGGGGCCCCUGCUCCCACAUAUGCCUCAUUAGCUACGACCGCACGGUGGCCUGUGCCUGCCCCCACCUCAUGAAGCUCUCUUCCAACAACCGCUCGUGCUUUGCCCUGAAGAAAUUCCUCUUGUAUGCCAGAAGGUCAGAAAUCCGGGGUGUGGACGUGGACAACCCAUACCUAAACAUCAUCACCGCCCUGACGGUGCCUGACAUCGAUGAUGUCACAGCAGUGGAUUACGACGCAGCAGACGAGCGGAUCUACUGGGCUGAUGUGAAGACGCAGACGAUAAAGCGUGCCUUCAUUAACGGCACUGGUUUGGAGACAGUUGUGUCAGGAGAUAUAGUAAACGUUCGCGGGCUGGCUUUAGACUGGCUGUCGAGGAACAUGUACUGGAUGAGCUCAGAGAACGACGAAUCGCAGAUUAAUGUGGCCCGCUUCGACGGCUCGCUAAAAACCUCCAUUAUCCACGGGAUCGACAGGCCAAAGUGUCUAGUCGUUCACCCGUCAAAGGGGAAAAUCUACUGGACUGAUGGCAACACAGUAAACCUGGCAAACAUGGAUGGCAGCAAUAGCAAAAUCCUUCACCAAAACCAGAGGGAGCCUGUUGGCUUGUCGAUCGACUAUGCCGCCAACAAGCUGUAUUGGAUCAGCUCUGGUAACAGCACCAUCAACAGAUGCAACCUGGAUGGCAGCGGCCUGGAGAUCCUGGAGCCAGUGAAGAAGCAGCUGGUGAAAGGCACCGCCCUUGCCAUCAUGGGUGGGAAGCUAUGGUGGGCUGAUGACAGUCUGGCACAGCUAGGCAUCGUCACCAAGAGGGACGCCCGGAACAUGCUGGUGCUACGGAACAAGACCAAUGGCGUGCUGCACAUGAAGGUCUACGACAGGGAGGGCCAGAAAGGGAGGAACCCCUGCCAGCUCAGCAAUGGCGGCUGUUCCCAGCUCUGCUUUCCCGUCUCGGAAACCAGCCGCACCUGCUCCUGCACGGUGGGCUACAGCCUGCGAAGUGACCGCCACUCCUGCGAAGGUAUUGGAGCCUUCCUAAUGUAUUCCAUCCACGAGGGGAUCCGAGGAAUCUCGCUCGACCCCAGCGACAGCAGCGAGGCCCUGAUGCCGGUCACUGGCACUCUGUUCGCUGUCGGCCUGGACUUUCACGCAGGAAACGACACUAUCUACUGGACAGACAUGGGCUUAAACCGCAUCUCCCGAGCAAAGAGAGACCAGACCUGGAAAGAAGACAUCAUCACAAACGGCCUCGGCAGGGUGGAAGGCAUUGCGGUGGACUGGAUUGCCGGGAACAUUUACUGGACGGACCAUGGCUUCAACCUCAUUGAGACUGCCCGCCUCACCGGGUGGUACCGCUCCGUGGUUAUCUCUCAGGAGCUCGAUCAGCCGAGAGCCAUCGCCGUGCACCCGGUCCGAGGGUACAUGUUCUGGACGGAGUGGGGCCAGACACCAGGGAUCAGCAGGGCGCGACUGGACGGCUCCCAGCGGGUGGCGCUGAUCAGCUCUAACAUUGCCUGGCCCAACGGCAUCUCCAUCGACUACGAGGAAGACAAGCUGUACUGGUGUGAUGCGCGUACUGACAAGAUAGAGAGGAUCGACCUGGAGAGUGGGGAGGGCCGUGAGAUCGUGCUGUCUGCCAGCGGUGUAGACAUGUUCUCUGUGGCUGUCUUUGGCCCUUACAUCUACUGGUCUGACAGAGCUCAUGCUAACGGCUCCAUCCGGAGGGGCUUCAAGAGCGACGCGGCAGAGGCCCAGACCUUGAGGAGCGGCCUGGGCGUCAACCUGAAGGAUGUGAAGGUCUUCAGCCGAGGCCGGGAGAAAGGCACUAACCCCUGUGCCCGUAACAACGGCGACUGCCAGCAGCUGUGUUUCUACCUGGGGGGCGGGCGGAGGACCUGCUCCUGUGCCCACGGAUACCUUGCCGAGGACGGCACAUCCUGCCAGAGGUACGACGGCUACCUGCUCUACUCGGAGCGCACCAUCCUGAAGAGCAUCCACCUGUCGGAUGAGAGCGACCUCAACUCGCCUGUCAGUCCGUACGAGAACCCAGCCUACUUCAAGAAUGUCAUCGCGCUGGCCGUCGACCAGCGGCAGGCCACUGCCGGAACCAACCGUAUCUUCUUCAGCGACGUCCAUUAUGGGAACAUCCAGGCCAUCAAUGACGACUGGACUGGAAGGAGGAUCCUCGUGGAAAAUGUGGGCUCAGUCGAGGGUCUGGCCUACCACCGAGGAUGGGAUACUUUGUACUGGACCAGCUCCAGCAGCUCAACCAUCACCCGCUACACCAUCGACCAGAGCCGUCGAGGAGCCUUUAACAGGGAAGCGGUGGUCCGGAUGUCAGAGGAGGACCACCCGCACGUUGUUGUCCUUGAUGAGUGUCAGAACCUCAUGUUCUGGACUAAUUGGAACGAGCAGCACCCGAGCAUCAUGAGAUCGACCCUGGCAGGAAAGAGCAUGCAGAUUAUUGUUAGCACGGACAUCAUUACCCCUAAUGGACUCACCAUUGAUCACAAGGCAGAGAAGCUGUACUUUUCUGACGGGAGCCUUGGCAAAAUCGAAAGGUGUGAAUACGAUGGGACGCAAAGAUAUGUCAUUGUGAAGUCAGGGCCGGGAACAUUUUUCGGCCUGGCUAUUUAUGGCGACUUCAUCUUUUGGUCAGAUUGGGUGCGAAGAUCCGUGCUCCGCUCCAAUAAGUAUACAGGUGAUGAAAUGAAAGUGCUUCGAGCUGACAUUCCGCACCAGCCAAUGGGAAUAGUCGCCGUUGCCCCGGAUACCAACAACUGUGAAAUGUCCUUGUGUAGAGUGGAAAACGGUGGAUGCGGUGACCUUUGCCUUUUGACGGCAGACGGCUCAGUAAAUUGCAGCUGCAGGGGAGAGCGCAUUUUACUAGAAGACAACCGAUGCGUGUCCGAGAACUCAUCCUGCAACAUACACACUGAGUUCGAGUGCGGGAAUGGCGAGUGUAUCGACUACCAAUUAACGUGCGAUGGAGUGGCUCACUGCAAAGACAAAUCAGACGAGAAGAUGCAGUACUGCGACUGUCAUACACUUCCCCUGGCAGAUAACAGGAGCUGCAGGAAGGGCUUUCGGUCCUGCUACAACCAGCGAUGCAUCGCCAACAGUCGCUUCUGUGACGGCUUGGACGACUGCGGAGAUAAUUCUGAUGAGGCUUACUGCGGCAACUCGACAUGCUUGUCCUCGGAAAUCCGCUGCCGGGACGGAGCGUGUGUCCCGUAUGCAGCCUGGUGCAACCAGAUGAUCGACUGCCCUGAUGCCUCAGAUGAGAAGAACUGCAAUAGCACGGACUGUGCGGAUUACUACAAGCUUGGGGUAAAAGAAAGAGGAUUCGUCCGCUGCAACUCCACCUCCCUCUGCAUCCACCCGUCCUGGAUUUGCGACGGGGCCAAUGACUGUGGAGACUACGCGGACGAGACAGGCUGCCAGGUUGCCCGGGAACGGCAGUGCGACGACGGCCACUUCGCCUGUCCCAGUGGAAACUGCAUCUCCAGCGUGUGGCUGUGCGACGGGCAGAGGGACUGCGAGGACGGAGCUGAUGAAUUCCAGUGCGAUUCCUCCUGCUCAUGGAAUCAGUUUGCGUGCUCCAAAGACAAGUGCAUCGCCAGGCAGUGGCUCUGCGACGGCGACGACGACUGCGGAAAUGGCCUGGACGAGAGCGUGGACAUCUGCGGUUCUGCCACCUGCGGCCCUGGCUUGUUCAGCUGCCCCGGGUCCUACGCCUGUGUGCCGCAGCGCUGGCUCUGCGACGGAGAGCGAGAUUGCCCGGAUGGCAGUGACGAGCUCUCCCCAGCCAGCUGUGCUCCCAAUAACACAUGUGAUGAGAACACCUUCCUGUGCCGAAACAAGGCCUGCAUUCCCAAACGCUUUGUUUGCGACCAUGACGACGACUGCGGUGAUGGCUCCGACGAGUCCCCUGAAUGCGCUUACCGCUCCUGUGGGGAGGAGGAGUUUCGCUGCGCUGACGGGCGGUGCCUCCUCAGCGCCCAGUGGGAGUGUGACGGUCAGCCCGACUGUGUAGAUGGGUCCGACGAGCUGCCCCGGAAUCCCAAGUGCUCUGCGGCAGAGAGCCUCUGCAAUGGCUCGUUCUUCAUGUGCGCCAAUGGCCGCUGCGUCGCCGCUGUGGGCCUCUGCGAUGGGAGGGAUGACUGCGGCGACCGCUCGGACGAGCGCGACUGCCGCGUCAAUGAGUGCCUGAACCGACGCAUCAGCGGCUGCUCCCAGGACUGCCAAGACCUCCCGGUCGGAUACAAGUGUAAAUGUUGGCCAGGAUUCCGCCUGAAGGAUGAUGGGAAAACCUGUGUUGACACUGAUGAAUGCUCGUCCAGCCUGCCCUGUAGCCAGCUCUGUAUCAACAUGUAUGGAUCGUACAAGUGUCUGUGUGCAGACGGCUACGAAGCCCCAGCCAACAGUCCCAAUAGCUGCAAAUCCCUCUCAGCCGAGGAACCCUUUCUGAUACUGGCUGACCAUCACGAGAUCAGGAAAAUAAGUAUCGACGGCUCCAAUUACACCCUCCUGAAGCAGGGCCUCAAUAACAUCAUCGCUCUCGACUUCGACUACAAGAAGGAGUUCAUAUACUGGGUGGAUUCCAGCCGGCCCAACGGGCGCAGGAUAAACAGAAUGAGGCUGAACGGGAGCGACCUUAAGGUGGUCCACCGGUCUGCGGUGCCGAGCGCCCUGGCCGUGGACUGGAUCGGGAAGAACCUGUACUGGUGUGACACAGGGAGGCGGACCCUGGAGGUGUCCAAGGCAAAUGGCUUAUACCCCACCGUGCUUCUGAGCUCGGGUCUGAGGAAGCCUCGAGAUCUAGCUCUGGAUGCACAGACGGGGUACAUCUUCUGGGUAGACUGUUGUGAGGACCCUCACAUCGGGCGGAUUGGCAUGGAUGGUAGUGACUAUGCUGUGAUUAUCAACACCGAAGUCAAUAAUCCUGUGGCUUUAACAAUCGACUAUACAAACAAGAGGAUCUACUGGGCUGAUGGGAACCACAUCAUGCUUGCCAACAUGGAUGGUUCACAGAGACACAAAAUACUGAACCCAGACGCUCACAGCGUGAUGAGUCUUACAUUGUUUGAGGACUACGUCUACUGGACUGACGGGAAGACCAAGUCCCUCAAUCGCGGCCACAAAUCCUCGGGGGGCCCGAGUGUGGAGCUGCUCAGUUCCUGGCAUGUCUUAACAGGCGUGAAGGUGUACCACCCCCUCCGUCAGCCCGACGUGCCAAAACAUCAAUGUCAGAUGACAAACGGAGGCUGUAGCCACCUGUGCCUCAUCUCUCCCGGGGGUGGCUACAGGUGCGCCUGCCCAACCAACUUCUACCUCGCAGCUGACAACAAGACGUGUCUCUCUAACUGCACGGCUAGCCAGUUUCGCUGUGGGACAGACGAGUGCAUCCCCUUCUGGUGGAAGUGCGAUACUGUGGACGACUGUGGCGAUGGAUCUGAUGAGCCCGCAGACUGCCCGGAGUUCAAGUGCCAACCGGGACGGUUCCAGUGUGGGACAGGCCUGUGCGCCCUCCCCCCAUUCAUCUGCGAUGGCGAGAAUGACUGCGGCGAUAAUUCUGACGAAGCCAACUGUGACUCAUAUGUCUGCCUGUCUGGCCAGUUCAAGUGCACUCAGAAGCAGAAAUGCAUCCCCCUGAACCUGCGCUGCAAUGGGCAGGAUGACUGCGGCGAUGCCGAGGAUGAGACCGACUGCCCGGAGAGCACAUGCUUACCGGACCAGUUUCAGUGCAAAACAACCAUGCACUGCAUCUCCAAGUUAUGGGUCUGCGAUGAGGACCCCGACUGCGCAGACGGCUCUGACGAGGCCAACUGCGAUGAAAAGACUUGUGGACCUCACGAAUUCCGCUGCAAGAACAACAGCUGCAUCCCGGAGCACUGGAGAUGCGACGGCCAGAGCGACUGCGAGGACAGCUCCGAUGAGGAAGCCUGCAGGCCAGUGACAUGCACCUUGAAGGAAUUCGCUUGUGCCAGUGGGGAAUGCAUCUCGGCGCGAUACCGCUGCGACGGAGAUGACGACUGCGCCGACAAGUCGGAUGAGAAGGACUGCGAGAUGCGUUGCUCCGAGGACCAGUUCCAGUGUCUGAACAGCCUGUGCAUCCCCCGCAAGUGGGUGUGUGAUGGGCAGGAGGACUGCAAGAUGGGGGAGGACGAGAACAGCUGCCAGAGCACAGUGGCGACUCCGUCCUGUUCACUGGAUGAGUAUGACUGCGUCAUUGGGGGCUGUGUCUCUGCCCAUCUGAGAUGUGACGGCCACGACGACUGCCCAGACGCCUCUGACGAGGUGGACUGCACCCGAGAAUGCAAGGAGGACCAGUUCCUGUGCAAGAACCGGGCCCACUGCAUCCCGCGCCGGUGGCUGUGCGAUGACGUGCACGACUGCAUGGACCACAGCGACGAGGCAGACUGCCACCACGGAGGUUAUUCUUGCCGAGCUGACGAGUUCAUUUGCAACAACACGCUGUGCAAAUUGCACGUGUGGGUGUGCGACGGCCAGGAUGACUGUGGGGACAACUCGGACGAGGAUCCUGACAUGUGUGCAAAGCUACCAUGUCCGCCGACGCGACCGCACCGCUGCCGGAACGACAGAGUGUGCCUCCACCCCGAGCAGGUCUGCAACGGCGUUGAUGACUGCGGGGACAACUCGGAUGAAGACGACUGCGUAGGUGUCACAGCAGGGCGACCUCGACCAUGCGGGAAGGCGGAGUUCACCUGCAGUAACGGACGCUGUGUUGCUGUUGAGCUGCAGUGCGACCUGUUUGAUGACUGCGGAGACGGAGGCUCCGACGAACGUAACUGCAAGGCCUCUCCUGAGGAAGGCCUCUGCACAGGGAAAGUCAGUCUGUGCGGUAGUGAUGCACUCUGCAAUCAAACAGAAACUGAUGCAGUGUGUCAGUGCAGACCAGGCUUCCAGAGGAAUCCGCGGAAUCGGCAGUGUGAAGAAGUCAAUGAGUGUCUUCACUUCGGAACAUGCUCUCAUUACUGCACAAACACGAAAGGAUCUUUCAAGUGCACUUGUGACAGGAAUUUUAAAGAAAUUAAUGGAGUCUGUAUGGUGAAAGGACCAGAAGAUCAAGUGCUCUACAUAGCUAAUGACACUGAAAUCCGAGGUUUUGUGUAUCCGUUUAACCAGAGCCAUGGACACAAACAGCUAGCACGCACAGAGGACAAUGCCAGAAUCAUUGGAAUGGCGGCUCUCUUUCAUGGAAACAAGUUUAUCUGGGCUACCCAGUUUAAUCCUGGUGGAAUUUUUUACAGAGACAUCCUAAACAGAAGUCAGUCUAAAUCAAAUAGUGGAAUUAUAUGUCCAGAUUUCCGGAGGCCGAGGGAUAUCUCGGCUGACUGGGUAACAGGGAAUGUCUACUGGACAGAUCACUCCAGGAUGCACUGGUUCAGUUAUUACACAGCCCAUUGGACAAGGCUGAGGUACUCCAUCAAUGUAGGCCAGCUUGGGGCAUCAAAGUGUACCCGUCUAAUAACGGACAUCGCAGGAGAACCUUAUUCAAUUGCUGUCAACCCAACUCGAGGGAUGAUGUACUGGACAGUGAUCGGCGACCAUUCUCACAUUGAGGAGGCAGCCAUGGACGGCUCAAUGCGCCGGGUCCUUUUGGAGAAGAACCUUCGCAGGCCAACAGGCCUGGCCGUUGAUUAUUUUAACCAGCGGUUGUACUGGGCUGAUGCGGAGCUCUCAGCGAUUGGGAGCAUCUGCUUUGACGGGUCCGAUUCCCGGGUGGCCAUCGGCAGCAAGAACGGAAUCUAUCACCCUUAUAAAAUUGAUAUAUUUGAAGAUUACAUCUAUGGAACUAGCCUGAAAAACAAAGUUUUCAGGGUUCACAAAUUUGGCAAAGGACUUGCUGAAGACCUUGAUCUAAGAGUAGAAAAAGCCUCCAGCGUCAUCAUAUUCCAUCGAUUCAAGCAGCAAGAUGUGAUGAACCCGUGCACGGCGAUGAGCUGUGACUUCCUGUGCCUGCUCAACCCGACCGGCGCCAGCUGCUCCUGCCCAGAGGGGAAAGCGCUGAUUAACGGAUCCUGCACUGACAGGGCUGCUUCAGGAGAUCUCUGCCGGCCGGCGUGCGAGAACGGAGGGCGCUGUGUCCCCAAUGAGAGGGGGGGGUCCCGCUGUUACUGCUGGCCCAACUUCUCCGGGGGACGCUGUGAAGUGAGCCACUGCAAGGACUACUGCCUGAAUGGGGGAACGUGCUCCAGCUCUCCGCUGGGCAAGCCCACCUGCCGCUGUGCCCUGGGAUUCACGGGACCAUACUGCGAGAGGCGAGUCUGUGAAAACUAUUGUCUCAACGGUGGCACCUGCGACGUGAGCCAGGGCAACCAGCCCGUGUGCCGAUGCCUGGCUGAGUACACCGGCGACCGCUGUGUGCACCACAUCUGCCACCACUACUGCGUGAACUCCAAGGCAUGCACGCUGUCCAGCAAUGGCCAUGUCGAGUGUGUCUGCCCGACGCGCUAUGAAGGCAACAGGUGUGAGCUUGACAAGUGUCUACGUUGCCAUGGCGCCCCCUGCGUUGUUGACCAUGAUGCCGGCGAUGUGGCCUGCAACUGCACUCACGGCCGAAUAGCGUCAAGCUGCCAGCUGUGUGAUGGUUACUGCUACAACGGCGGUACCUGUCACCUGGACUCGGAGACCCACCUGCCGUUCUGUCACUGCACAGCCGGGUUCAAAAGCCAGCGCUGCGAUGAGCGGGCGAACCCGUGCGAUCACUACUGUCAGAACGAGGGGAUUUGCACGCUAAACGCCUUUAAAAAGCCUCGCUGCAAGUGUUCCGCCAACUGGUCAGGCACCCAGUGCGAGAGGCCCGCCCCCAAGAGCAGCCGAUCUGACGACUCUAGCGGGAGAAGUAUUGCAAUCAUUGUCCCCCUUGUGCUGCUGGUCCUGUUAAUCACUACGGUGGUGGCUGGUGUUUUCAUCUGUAAAAGAAUGCAGAGGGGCAAGAGAGUUCAGCGGCAGCCGAUGUCUAAUGGGGGCAUGAAUGUGGAGAUCGGCAACCCAUCUUACAACAUGUACGAGGUCGACCACGACAACCACUCAGAUGCCGGGAGCAUCCUGCAUCCCAACUUCACGCUGGACCCUCACAAGGGCUGGUGUGUAAAAUCCAGCGAUUCCCGCAGCCUUCCCAUUCACACUGUCCCGAAGGAGCUCAUUCCCGGACAGUCCAUAAACUACUCAAACCCCAUAUACGCUAAGAUAUACCUUGAUGGACAAAAUUGCCGGAAACCGGUUAUCAGCAUCGACGAGCGGCGAGAGCUUCUCCCAAAGAGACUGGAGGGGACGAUUCGGGAGACGGCCGCGUAGACCUGCUUUUACACUCCUCUUUUGUACGCCCUGUAUAAAUGUACAAAACAAAGGCGGAAAUUGAAGAUUUUCUAAGUCCUACCAGGAGGAUCCCUUUUUCCUUUUCUUUUGCCAACAGCGUUGCCAUUUGUUUUUGUUAGCGUGCUGACACUUAUGGACUUCUCCAUUUUUACCUGUUUUUUUUCCACAAAGAAUAUAAAUACUGCACUAUAUAUAUCAUAAAAACUGCUGCUGAUUUACCUUAUAUACAAGAGAUCAGUUAAACUGUCAUUAUUUAGAAAGGUGUAAAAUUAUUUUAUAAUUUCCUUUUGCGUCUCUUUUUCAUCAAAAUGGAUAUACAAUUUUUUUUCCCUUUUUGUAGCCAAGGUUAAAUUCGUCUGGUUCACUUCUUAAAGGCAAAUAUCGUAUGUGUAACCCGUGUGUAUUAACGAUAAAGGUCACUCUCUUUUUCAUCUGUGUGCGAGCUUAUGUGGACAUUUUGGAUCACCAGCAGAGGUUAAACGUAUCUUAAUAUCUGACGGUAAUGAAAGAAGUCAUUACAAAUUAAUCCUGUUAACACAAUUUUUUAUUUUACAGAUUUACUUUCCAAGUAUACUCUAUACAUUCAGCCUUUAGUAUGGCUGUCAAAUUCUCACUUGUUCUUCAUUCUCCUCCUUGUGAACCUGUUAAUUGCAUAUUUGUUUAUUAGUAUUUUUUUAAGAACAGCAAUUAUUUUGAAAGUGCAUUUAUUUUAUAUUCCUUUUUAUUUGCGGACAGCACCAGGCUUCUUGCACAACAUGACAUAUGUUCUGUUAUAAUCAUGGGCAAAACUAAAGAUUCACACAUUUUCUGCAGAGGCUGCACAUCAACGGAUCAAACUUCAUUUAAGCAGAACCCCUAUCAGCUGUCUCUACCUUCACGAAUGCAUAUAGAUUUAACAGGUUUUAUAAUUUUAUAUUUGAUUAAAUGUCAACUUUGGCUGCUUGUAUUUUGAAAAAACAAUGUAAUAAAUGUAAGUAAUUUUAUACAAAAUGUACACCAAUAUUAAAUAAAAAGGUUUUAUUGCUGUUGACACUA
Molecule: messenger RNA, 15143 nt
Organism: Brienomyrus brachyistius
Lineage: Eukaryota; Metazoa; Chordata; Actinopteri; Osteoglossiformes; Mormyridae
Product: low-density lipoprotein receptor-related protein 1B-like
Exons: 92
Coding region: 144-14087 (4647 amino acids)
Molecular function (GO): protein binding; calcium ion binding
Source: RefSeq, a predicted model, not a curated record